GAGGAUGGCGCCGUUCCUGCUGCAGCUGGUGGUACUCGGCGCGGCACUAGCAGCCGCAGUCCUUAUACUGAUUUCCUUUGUUGCAUUUAUAACUGCUGUGAAAAUGCCACACCUUCAUCAACAUGAAGACGAGAAGUUCUUCUUAAAUGCCAAAGGCCAGAAGGAAACUUUACCCAGCAUAUGGGACUUGCCUACCAAACAGCUUUCUAUUGUCGUCCCUUCAUACAAUGAAGAAAAACGGUUGCCUGCAAUGAUGGAUGAAACUCUGGGCUAUCUAGAGAAGAGACAGAAACAAGAUCCUGCAUUCACUUAUGAGGUGAUAGUAGUUGAUGAUGGCAGUAAAGACCAGACUUCAAAGGUAGCCUUUAAAUAUUGCCAGAAAUAUGGAAGUGACAAAGUACGAGUGAUAACACUGGUGAAGAAUCGUGGGAAAGGUGGAGCUAUUAGGAUGGGUGUAUUCAGUUCUCGAGGAAAAAAUAUCCUCAUGGCAGAUGCUGAUGGAGCCACAAAGUUUCCAGAUACAGAAAAAUUAGAAAAAGGACUGAAUGAUCUUCAGCCUUGGCCUGAUUAUAUGGCUAUUGCAUGUGGAUCUCGAGCUCAUUUGGAAAAAGAAUCAAUUGCACAGCGUUCUUACUUCCGUACUCUUCUCAUGUAUGGGUUCCACUUUUUGGUGUGGUUCCUUUGUGUCAAAGGAAUCAGGGACACACAAUGUGGGUUCAAAUUAUUCACUCGAGAAGCAGCUUCACGGAUAUUUUCAUCUCUACACAUUGAACGAUGGGCAUUUGAUGUAGAACUGCUUUAUAUAGCACAGUUCUUUAAAAUUCCAAUAGCUGAAGUUGCUGUCAACUGGACUGAAAUUGAAGGUUCUAAAUUAGUUCCAUUUUGGAGCUGGCUACAAAUGGGCAAGGACCUACUUUUUAUACGACUUCGAUACUUGACUGGUGCCUGGAGGCUUGAGCAUACUAAGAAAAAGAAUUAGGUUACUUGCAGUCUUUGAUUAUAUUCUCAUACAUCACUGUCACAUUAUUUCAUUUGAAAUUAAAAUUUUUAAUAAAGCUGGAAUAACCCUAUUGCCAUUGUCCGCCUUUUGACAACUUUGAAGAAUAAACUGCCAUGAGUAAAAAUUUUUAUAUCCUUUU
This is a messenger RNA of Orycteropus afer afer, 1139 nucleotides long. It is a transcript of the gene ALG5, whose product is annotated as ALG5 dolichyl-phosphate beta-glucosyltransferase. NCBI's taxonomy places the organism in Eukaryota, Metazoa, Chordata, Mammalia, Tubulidentata, Orycteropodidae. The record is from RefSeq and is a predicted model, not a curated record. Gene Ontology annotation, cellular component: endoplasmic reticulum membrane.